Closterium sp. Naga37s-1 is the source of this 1227-nucleotide messenger RNA. The record is from the annotation of a GenBank genome assembly. Lineage: Eukaryota; Viridiplantae; Streptophyta; Zygnematophyceae; Desmidiales; Closteriaceae.
AUGGCUCGCUAUAUCGCCGUUAGUCUUCUCGUCCUCCUCGCUGCAGCGUCUGUUGUAGACGCAGGCGGCAACGGCAAUGGAAAGGGUAACUCGGGUACCGCGCCGGGUAAAUCGGGUAGUGCGCCGGGGCAGGCGAAGAAAAGAGGCCACCUGUGCGUCGAUGGCUGCGACUACGAGAAGGGCUCCUUCGACUACUGGAAGGUCCCUGAGUACAAGGAGUGCAUGUCGAAGGCCACUAGGGACACCGCCCCGUGGUGCGCGGCCGGCGCGGUGAACGCCAAGGACUGCUGCGAUCGCUGCAAGAACCCCGGCACCACCCUCGACGGGAAGGCCUACGUCUGCAAAUACUGGGUGCAUAUCCCCGACAAGAAGGGCUGCGGCGGCAAGAAGGUGCGCAUCGGCAAGAACUGCGCCGCCGCCGAGAACGACCCCCACUUCACGGGCGCGCAGGGCACGCGGUUCGACUUCAACGGGCUGCCCGAGAAGAACUUCUGCCUGUACACGGACCGCGCGGUGCACGUGAACAUGGGCAUGCGCGGGUACCUCGACUCGCGCUCCACGCAGAACGCCGCCCUCGUCGUCAACGGCUCCGCCGUGCGCACCUGGAUCCGCCAGCUAGCCGUCAUGUGGACCGACGACAGCGCCGACAGCGACAACACUGUGUCCGCUAAGCCCGCCGCCCACUCGCUGGUGCUGACGGCGCGCGACGGCAAGGAGCAGCUCCGCGGCGAAGCCGGCUUCCUGGCGUCCGCCGAGAUCGACGGCACGCCCCUCCCCCACCUCGCUCCCGGUGAGACCCGCAGCCUCGCCGGCGGCAAGGUGUCGCUUGAGUUCGUGGGAGAGGAGAAGACCGGUCCGUACGACGUGGACCACUACUACCUGCGCAUCGACGGGCUCCUGGAGUUGGACCUGAAGCUGCGCCCCGCGCACCCUCUGCUACGGACACCUGACGACGCGCAGGUGCAUAUCAACGUGAUGUUUACUGACGCGAGCGCUAGCAGCAGCGUGCACGGCGUGAUGGGGCAGACGUACCGCAGCGGCAGGGAGGCGCGCACGGUGGAGUUCUCUCGGCUCGCUGCAAUGCUGCACCACCCCGUGUCCGCCGAUGGCGCGGAGGGUAAGGGCUUCCUGGACGGGCAGGUGAAGGACUAUGAGACCAGCGCUGUCACCGCCACUGACUGCCGCUACUCCGCCUUCAACGGCCAAGAGUUGCCCAUUGCUGCGUAA